AUGAUCCAACAUCCUGACAGCAAUCACAUUGACCCACUAAGGAUAAGGUUGAAAGAAGAGCAUGCCCACUGUUGCCACGUGGAGGCUGAGCCAGAUGGAAAGCCAUGGAACAAUGACAUCAAGAUGUACUUGGAAAGACGGGAGUAUCCCGAAGCUUAUCAGCAACAAAUGAAUGGAGUCGUAGAAGCAGCAAACAAGAAUAUCAAGAGGAUAUUGAGGAAAAUGAUCGAUAAUUACAAAGGUUGUCACGAGCAGUUGCCUUAUGCUUUAUUGGGAUACCGUACUACAGCUAGAACUUCAACAGGAGCAACAACAUACCUGCUAGUCUACGUUACUAAAGUAGGCAUACCUGCCGAAGUUGAGAUACCUUCUUUGAGAAUCAUUCAAGAAGCUGAGCUGGAUAAUGUUGAAUGGGUCCUAGCACGAUACGAACAGUUGGCCUUAAUCUACGAGAAAAUGAUUGUUUCCGUAUGCCACGGUCAAUUAUACUGCCAAAGGAUGGAAAGAUCCUUCAAUAAACGAGUCAGGGCUCGACAUUUCCAGAUCGAGCAAAUGGUGCUCAAGAGGAUUGUCCCACACCAAGAUGAAUACAAAGGGAAGUUCGCUCCCAACUGCAAAGGUCCUUACGUGGUCCGCAAAGUACUCUCCGAAAGAGCGGUAGUACUAGCGGAAAUGGAUGGACAAGAGUGGCCGAAACCGAUAAACUCAGAUGAACUCAAGCGCUACUAUGCAUGA
Lycium barbarum (goji berry) is the source of this 735-nucleotide messenger RNA. RefSeq lists its product as uncharacterized. Lineage: Eukaryota; Viridiplantae; Streptophyta; Magnoliopsida; Solanales; Solanaceae. The record is from RefSeq and is a predicted model, not a curated record. Bases 1 to 735 code for a protein of 244 amino acids. The transcript has 2 exons. Gene Ontology annotation, molecular function: nucleic acid binding.